Talaromyces stipitatus ATCC 10500 is the source of this 1452-nucleotide messenger RNA. RefSeq lists its product as uncharacterized. Bases 1 to 1452 code for a protein of 483 amino acids. Lineage: Eukaryota; Fungi; Ascomycota; Eurotiomycetes; Eurotiales; Trichocomaceae. The record is from RefSeq and is a predicted model, not a curated record. The transcript is spliced from 2 exons.
AUGUACUGGUUAGUCAAAUACGAUGGUUUACAGCGGUCCUGCCCGGGGCUGUCAAAGGUGCAAAGACCGACACGUCAAGGCAAGAUCCUAUUCGAGUUACAAUUAUGUGAUCUCAAACGUCCAAUUUGCCAGCAAUGUGCGAGGUUAAAAUUCAGCUGCCCGGGGUAUGGUCAUGACCUUGAUGUGAUUCUGAGGAAUCAGACGGUAGCCGUUGUCUCUCGGAAUCGUCGUAAAGAUGAAAGAAAGCGGCAGUCCCGAUCAUCUGCUCAGGUGAUGUCCAGUACUGUACACAAGAGCCUCGCACAAAGCGUGGAGCUCCGCGCCUUAACAUUUUUAUUCACAUCAAGUACCAUCUUAUCUAAGAAAGACAGCAGAUCAAGUCAUGGACACCUUGAUUUUCUACGACACCUCUAUGACAAAACUGCAUCAGAUUCUGCCUUGGCCCGAGCUACGACUUGGUUUGCUGUGUUGGUCUUGGGCUUAUGCGACAGCGGCAGCAAGCGCCUUUACUGCCCAGAAAUGGAUCGAUUGAUGAGUCGUGCGCUUCAAAGUAUCUCGAAUGCAUUGAAAAACCCAAGUGACAGUAUUACAAAUGAGACACUGACUGCCGUCAUCCUUCUCGCGCAUGGAGAUUACCUCCAAUACAAGAGACCGCAAGCAAUAACCCAGACCGACAUCAAAAUGAGGAUGUUAGUCCAUCAGGAUGGUGCGGAAGCCCUGAUCAAAAAGAGAAACCGGUCGAACUUUCAAGAUGACACUUCCAUUGCACUUUUUGAUGCUGUUCGCCAUAACGCCGUCGGUCUUGCGUUCGCUGGAACCAGACCAAUGGAUCAAAAUUACGCGAUGUGGACUCUUUUUAAUGACGACAAGGUCCGUCAAUUGUGCGACUCUUAUACGUUUGCCACUGAACUUGAUGCUUGUUGCCUGGUGAUACUAUCUUUGAAGAACGAUAUAGCGCGAGAAGAUGUCAAUACCUACACAAAGUUGCAAACGGAUCUGUCGUCUCUUCUUGAACGUCUAAUAUGCUGGUCUCGCUCUCUUCCGAACGAAUGGGUUCUUGGGUUGUCCACAGGCCAAAACCCAGAAAUCAAGUCUUUGGACGUUUGCUAUCUUUUCAAUGACUGGUAUCUUCUCCAACUUGCAGUCAGACAUCUCCUGAAGGAGCUGAGAUUGAAAACCAUGGGACCAGUGUUCUAUGCCUCUGACUUCUCCGACGAGUUGGACUUGAUAGAUAAUAUCAUGGCUUCUGAAUCGUUGUUCAUCAGCACGGAGCAGAGUAUCAGCUCUGAUCCACACGUAGCCGAUAAACUAGGCGAGGGCCGGAGACUCUUCUAUCAGACGGUUGAACAUUUGGAAUUGAUCAUUUCGGAUGCGUUGGAAAAGUUGGUUCUGCCACAUACCAUCUCUCUCUGUUACCGAAAUGUAUUGACUUGGGGGGAAAGGGAGCGCUAA